AACAUCAGUUCCUCUAAUUACGGGAAUUAAUAAGACAGUCGUCCUAAUAGAUGUUCAUCUGAGUGUCAGGUUUCCAUGAAUCUGUAAUUAACACCAGUAAGGAAAUCAGGAGAACAUGCACAAUGAUCAGAACGUCUCUUUCAAGAACAUACCCUGGGCAUUGACACUGGAAGAACACAGCAUUAUUGGCCUAGUUUUCUACUGCUUCAUGCUCUUCUUCGGCAUUGUAAUCAAUGUCACUGCACUGUGGGUAUUUUUUCUGUCCACCAAGAAGAAAACGUCCAUUACGAUCUAUAUGAUCAACAUAGCCAUAGUAGACCUGGCGUUCAUUUGCCUUUUGCCAUUGCGCUUGGUGUACUACUUUCAGCAAAGAUGGGCCUUCGGAGACCUGCUGUGUCGGAUCUGCACCGCCAUUACCGUAUUCUAUCCAGCUAUGGCACUCUGGCUCUUUGCUCUGAUCAGUGCCGACCGCUUCGUCGUGUUAACGCAGUGUCGACACAGCAACGAGCUGAAGAACGUCAGCAAAGCCGUGCUGUCCAGCGUGGGUGUCUGGAUCAUGGUCUUAGGGAUCAGCCUACCGCUUCUCUUCAUCAAGCAGGACCCUGACCAGGCCUCCAACUUCACCACCUGCAGCAAAAUGUUUGACGUGGCACAGCUGCACGUGGACGGCGCCGUGAGCUUCGUCAGGCUCGUCUUCUACUUCCUGGUGCCCGUCUGCAUCAUAAUCAGCUGCAACACCAUCAUUCUGAACAACCUCACAUGUGGCCGAGCGGCGAAACUCAAGUCCAAGAUGAAAAAGCAGUCUGUCCGCAUCAUCGUCACAUUGCUGCUGCAGAUAGUCAUCUGCUUUGUGCCUUAUCACAUCUGCUUCAUCAUCCAGCUGGUGAGACCCCGAACAGACGAGCUCAGGACCUGGUCCUCCAGCGUGGGAUGCCUGAUGAACCUCAGCACGAUCCUGGACAUCCUCCUCUUCUACAUCGUGUCGAAACAAUUUAAAGAACGGGUCAUCAGUGUCGUCCGGUACAGAAACUAUCGGCGCAGCCGCCGCAGAUAUAACCACGCUGCCUCAGUUGUGAUUUGAACCAACAAGAGCUGGUACAGAGCUGGGAGGAAGCAAAAAUGUGGACUGUCUGGCAGGGGGCUCAGAGGAAGCAAAAACAUGGAUCGACUGUGGGUUCACAAGGACUGGAUUGAGUAACACUGCCAUAGAUUCCUCCUUCUUUUGCUUGUAUAGUGUACAAACUUACUGCAUUUGCAAAUAUAUUUACAAAUGAGCCUUUGAUGUUAGAAAAAACAUAUACAAAUA
Messenger RNA from Brienomyrus brachyistius, 1306 nucleotides. RefSeq names its product N-arachidonyl glycine receptor-like. Lineage: Eukaryota; Metazoa; Chordata; Actinopteri; Osteoglossiformes; Mormyridae. Gene Ontology annotation, molecular function: G protein-coupled receptor activity. Gene Ontology annotation, cellular component: membrane. Gene Ontology annotation, biological process: positive regulation of Rho protein signal transduction; phospholipase C-activating G protein-coupled receptor signaling pathway. Bases 116 to 1081 code for a protein of 321 amino acids. The transcript has 2 exons. The record is from RefSeq and is a predicted model, not a curated record.